This is a messenger RNA of Nicotiana tabacum (common tobacco), 2136 nucleotides long. RefSeq lists its product as uncharacterized. The record is from RefSeq and is a predicted model, not a curated record. Gene Ontology annotation, biological process: RNA modification. Gene Ontology annotation, molecular function: RNA binding; protein binding. Lineage: Eukaryota; Viridiplantae; Streptophyta; Magnoliopsida; Solanales; Solanaceae.
AAAUAAUUACAAGCCGGAUCAGAGCACAUUUUCCAAUGUGGUCUCAUUGUGUGGUGUUCUUGCUUUGCAUGCUUGGGGAAGAGCUUUGCAUGCCUGUGUAACCAAGAGUGGCUUUCAAAAUGACACAAUGAUAACGAGUGCGUUCAUAUCCAUGUAUUCUAGGUGUGGAUUUAUAAAUGAUGCUUCCUCGCUUUUCAGAAAUAUGAAAAGACCCGACACAAUAGCAUGGAAUGCCAUGAUUGUAUCACAAGCAUGUCAUGGUUCGGCUAAAGAGGCCCUUGAUCUUUUUCUUUGUAUGAUUCAAGCUGGAUAUGAACCAGACCAUGUAACUUUUCUUGGUGUCCUAACUGCUUGUGCUCAUUCUGGAUUAGUGGACGUGGGUUGGAGCUACUUUAUAUCAAUGGAGAAAAGGUGGAGUAUAAUUCCAAAGGCUGAGCACUAUAAUUGCAUGGUUGAUCUCCUUGGGAGAUCAGGUAUGCUAGCUGAAGCCUUCGAGCUUGUCGAACAAAUUCCUGUAAAUCUCCCUGCACAUGCUUGGGAGACAUUGCUUAGUUGUUGUAGAGUCCACGAAAAUUUUGAUUUAGGUGAUCUUGUAGCCCAGAAACUUCUAAGCGUUCAGCCUUCUAAUAUUGGAAUGUGUGUUCUUUUAUCAAAUCUGUAUUCUACAAGAGGAAUGUGGAAAGAUGCAGCUCGUGUGAGAGCACUACUUAAAAAGUAUGAUUUGAAGAAAGAAUUGGCAUGUAGUUGGAUUGAGAUAAAUGGUUGUAUAUCUCAGUUUGUUUCAAAUGAAAGAUGUAAUCCCAGAGCAAAGGACAUAUACAAAGAACUAGAAAGUCUUUCUGCACUGAUUGAGGAUAGUGGCACAGUAGUGUAGCAGGGAUGCUAUUCAAAAUUCAGUUCUUCUGAAGAAAUUAAUGUUUCUUAACAUGUUUUUUCCCUGUAUUCCUAUCUAUAAAAGUUCCUGAAUAGAAUUUCUGGUUCCUUCUUGAUGAAUUCAUCUAGGAUUGGAACAUUACUCAAUAGCCUUCAAAUCUCAUUAAGAGAUGUUGCUUGAUAUCUGUUACAGAUGCUAGUCCAGUAUGUGAUUGUAUGAAGACCUGAAACCUUAUGCUUGACGAAAGUACUCUUGGUGUUAGUCAGAGUUGGGUGCAAUUACUGGUGAAAGCUGUGAAUCUUGGAAGGUACCCGAAAAAAGAAAAUAGGAAAAAGAGAGAUCUUGAUUGCAUGAUCUCCAUUAGAGGGGGAGGAGGAGGAAGAAUCUGGAAGAGAGAAAAAUGACGACAAUGAAAGAAAAACAAAGAACAUACUAGAGUAAGGGAGGGAGAAGGGAAAAGGAAAACAAAGAAUAGAAGAAAAGAAAUCAACGGAAAGAAAAGAAACAGAUCCUUCUGUAGGGAUAUAAAAAGGAAAAUAUUUGAAGAGGGAUAAUGGAGGAGAGGGAGGGGGAUUUGAGGGUUCCUCUGAUCUCUUCCUUGUUCUGUCUUUGUGUACUAACGGGUGGUGUCCUCCUUGUUCUCUACCUUUUCGUGCCAGAUCAAUCCCAGCCAUGGUUUCCAGCUGCAGGAUUGAUCUUGAUUGGUUCUCCCUACAUAUUUUGGCUCCUGACUUACUUUUACACCGGCAUGAAACGGUGCUGUUUUGGCGACAGCAGCGUUGACAACCGCCAGAUUUCAAGGCGCACCUCAAGGGAUGCCACAAUGGCAAACCCUGGGGUGGCCAGGACUGAUUCCAAGGCAAAUGCUGCUACUUCUAAUAACAAUAACAUUAACAAUGGCAAACAAGAAAGUGGCCAUAUCCAACAAGAUGGAGGAGAUGCAUCAUCCAUCAACUCUGCAAAGGAAAUUGAGAUGCCUUUAGCCUUAUCAGUUGCUUCUUCAUGAAAUGAAUACUUUAUCAAGAAAUGAUCUGGUGAGGUGGAUUGAUAAAUGGCUGCAUUAUGCAUGAGCUAUCACAGGAACGAGAGAUUUGGAUUUGCGGAGAUAAUUUAUAAUUCAAGGAUCAUGUCAUCAUUCAGGAGCUGUUAAGGAUGGUGAAAAUGCGUGAUAAUGGUGAAUGUAAGUAGAAAUAGCACAAACAGAUAUUUUAACUUGUCUUGGCAUUAACAAAAAUUGAACAAACAAAAAAUUGCUCUUCUUA